ACCAUAGUUCGUGAAUCGACUCGAGUGGUAGUGUGGUGUGGUUCGUCGUCUUCACCUGAGUUGUGAUAUUACAGGUAUCAUAUCAUAAGUGCUUCGAAAUUAAAACAUCGUGAUACCGAUAACAAUACCGAAUUUUUUACGUGACGGUUUUAAUACGCGUUGACUCGAUUUGUGCUUACAGAAAGCUCUCUCGUUGGCUGAAUUUGAUAAAUUUUAACGGUUUAUUAUUAUUUUGUGCGUGGUGUGUUUAUUCUUAUUCGCUUCGUGAUCAUAUUUUAAUACUUGGUUAAUUUUUUUUUUUCAACUUUAGAACCCAGUCGCAGUCGACGUGAAUUUUUCGGAGUUUGCAUUGUACCAGUGUCGAGGUAUCCACGCGUGCGUCCAGUUGUGUAAUGAGUCCUGUAACGUUAAAAAAGUGCGGUUUCGGUAAAUUUACACCAACGUAAAAAAAAAAAAAUACGUAAACGUAUCUCUACUCUUGACGUUGACUGUGUUGAAAUUUAAGAAGUUGUUUUCGGAAACUAAGUAUGGCCUGGCGAUGGCGGUGUCUAAGCGGUUCGCGCAAUAAUGUAAAAACUGGGUUAUUAAAGUUCUAAUCGUUUCAAGUACCUACCUUCGAUGGUGCUGAUAAAAAGUUUUUUGAUGCGGUUUCCUCGCUUUGUUUACGUUAAUGUAAUAAUUACGUGUCGUGCGAUAUCGUCUCGAGGCUCGAGCCGCGGUCGGAUUUUUACGCGAUAGUGAUGCAAAAAAAGAAAAAAAAUGAAAUCAGUUUAAGUAUCCAGGUGUAGGAAUGGCGUACACCAUAUGGAGGAUUUUUAUGAAGAAAUAUGCCAAAGUGAAAUACGGAUUGGGUACUCCAAGAGCGUUACCGGUGCCUGAAAAAGAAUCAUCCUUUAUUAAAGAAGAAACUGUAACCGAUUCUUGGGAACCAGCCUCCGAUUUUAUCAACGAUGGCGAUGAAAAACCGGAUCACUUCAGUCGCGAAAAAUACCUCAGCAAAAGCAAAAAAGUAAAAAAUUAUUUGAAAAAAUGCAAAAGUACUGCCAAUAAUUACAUACAAAGAAGUGACAGUACUUCGGAUAAAGUUCGCAAAGCUGUCGAAGAACGUGUACCUCAUACGUCGUGGUACGUUACAGAUGAAUUUUACUCCGAAGAAGAAGCUGAAAACCAUGUAACCAUGGUUCGGCUUACAGACGCCGCCAAAAAUACCAUACAGGUAGAAGAAUGUGAUAAAAUAGCCUCAGUACAUUCGGCUAAUGUUGAAAACAAUUGCAAUUCAGCGGUAUCGCCCGAAAUGCAAAACGACGAGCGGAAUAAUAAUGUGAUAUGUGGGAAUGAUGAAAAUUUCGUCGAAAAUGAUCCAGCAGAUUUCAAUAUCUGUAUGGGAAAAUAUUCUAGUCAGAAUUCCAAUGAUUUUCAGUUGCAUUCAAAUUUAUCAGAUUUAGUGGAUGUAUAUAUUGGACCAUAUUAUAAGAAUUACUCGGAAACUCGUAAAGCUUUAAUUCGUCAAGCCAGAGAUCAAUUUAUAUGCGUUUAUCACAGUAACCUGACAAGAUUUCAGCAUGAAUUUUGUGUUCCGGUAUCAUUACUGCUUCAGGACAUCUAUAAAAGAGCCAAAAUUCACGUUGGAAGCAUCGUCGCGUCCAGAGGUUGGCCGCUCUCAGUCGGGCAGCAUGGCAUCGCGUUACAUCUCACCGAAAUCGAACGGUCUUGUUUGAAAAACGGCGACUGUUACUUGUUGGCCCGAGUUGACCGCGCUAAGAAUAAGGCCGAUUUGAUUCUAAAUUGGAAAAUUUUCGGCGGCCAUUUCAGCAAAGUGAUCGGUCGUCGAUUCGACAGCCCGCUGGAGAUAAUGUCCGGCGAAGAAAAUGCGGAUAGUUUCGAACUAUCCGCAUUGCUGCAAAGUCUGAUCGUGACCGUUGAUCGUGCCAUAGACCGUGUACCGCUGGAAAGUUUGAGCUUUCCGUGUCCUCAUUGCAUCGGCGUUACGGACGAGGAGUUCUCGAAAUGUCGCUGUCCGACGAGCGUGCAUCAGCCGGUGGAGAAAAAGGACAGCGGCAUACAGACUAGUCCUAUAUUCGAGAUAGAUCACGGAUUUCCACAUAUCGACAGCGAUGAAGAUUACGAUUGCGAUAGCAGCGGAGCUAUCGAUUAUUCUAAAUGUCUUCCGAACGAGGGUGAAUCGCCGAAUCAAAAUAACGAUUGGACUGUUAUUCGACCAUCGUGCAUUAAUGACUUGCCAGAAAAGAUACUAAUGGCUGGAAUUACGUUUCCAGGCAUUUUUGAUAAAUUAGAUAGAUCGGUGAUCAUUUACGACGCAGAUACGGUUAUGAAAUCGGAACUCAAUGAACGAGAUAUAGCGUCUGUAAUUUCCUAUUAUUCAAGCAUCAUCACAAAAAUUGAAAAACAAUAUAGAGGAAUUUCUGUACUAGUUGUAUCGCCAAGCAGCACUCUAGAAAUUGAUCUCCUAGAUAAAUCACUCAGCUUAAUAACGAAUUCUGUGAAAGUAGAAUGCGUUUUUAUCACUUGGAAAAAAAAUGACCAUCAUCGAGUGAGACAUUUUCGAUCAGCAUCUUCUCAUUGUAGUCGAUCAAAUGUUUUAAAUAUAUCAAAAGUUAAGUGCCGAGUAUUGACUGAAAGUGAUAGUUUAGAAGAAUACGUAGAACGCAGUCACAUACCAGUCGACUACGGUGGUCAAAGUUCACAUGAUCAGUUAGAAUGGGUUCAAUUUUACAAGGAAGUGGAGCCUUUUCUAUUAAGAUGUCACGCAUGUGGACGUCGUUUAGUAAACGUGAUGUCCGAACUGAAAUCAGCCGAAGGUGUUAUGUUAAAUAAGAAACAACUUCAGCAACAGCAAAAAUUAAUAUAUCGCGUAUUAAAUGAUCCGGAUAUGCAACGACUUCGUAAAGACGGAUCGACCAUUUUAGCUCAAAUCGAAGAACGUGCUCAGUGGCUACCAAAUAGUUACGAUGUUAGUAUAUCGGUGAAACGAAGUGAUAGAUUAUUUACCGAAGUCGAACGAUCCGCUAAACGUCUAGAACAAUUGGCAAAUAGACGGAAAGAAAGUAUCAAAGAAUUAACUCGCAUUAAAGCUUUAGAAGAUGAAACUCAUCAGGUCAUCUCUUGGCUAACGCAGAGUGGCGAAGAUGAGCUGAAACAGCAUUCAGAUUUAGCGAAUAAUUUACCAGAAAUCAAACAACAAGAGCAGAAUUUCGAAAAAUUUUACUUCAUUUCAAUGAGAAAUUUGGAUAAAGCCGGCGAUUUGUUAGAAGAAGCGGGCCAGUGUAGUGGCGGUACCAGUUUGAAAGAUUUGGCAAGAUCUCUGAAAACGCACCUUCGCGGUUUUAGCGAUAGACUAGAAGAUACCAGAGAACGAUUAGAAGAUACAUCGAGAUGCUUUUAUCUACUGGACAGGGCGUACGAAUGGGCCUUAGAAGCAAUGAAAUACAUGUCGCGUGUGAAACCCGAAGAUGUACAGCAUCCGGGCCAAAGUAUCAAACAACUACGACAGUACCUGAUGGCUCAUCCUCCGCCCGCAACUGAGCAUUUUACAGAAAUGGUUCAGCUUGCUCAUAAAUUACGCAACGAUAAAUUAUUAGAACAAUGCAAAGUAGCUCAGUGCAGAUGCGAAGAAACUUUGGAAAACAUACGUUCGCUGAUCGGAUCCGAAGUACCAAAUUGGGUAGCAAGUACUCCGAUUUCAGGCCGACGUCAUUCCUUACCAACGCAUCAACACACUGCAUCGAACGGUACCUCAUGUUCCUGUUGGGAACCUGUAGAGUCACCUCCGCCAUUAGAACAUAUACCAGAAGAAUACUACUGUAGAGGAUCAACGCCUUUGCAGAGAUCUUGCACGUGGCAGUACUCGGCCGAAAAUUACGACUACGACGAUAAGAUGAGCUCGUCGGCCGAUAAUACCACAGAAGGCAGCGAAGCUGGCACUAAAAGCAGUAGCGAAGAUGUCGAAGAAUCGCAUGAUGGUAAUUGUGGUAAACCAAUUCCACCAGUUCCUGUUAAUAGUCACCUUCAUAGGAAUGAUUCUUUGCAUUUGAAUAUGAACUGCGGACCGCAAACGCUUAAAAAACAAAAGACUGCUAAAUUAAUUAUGAGAGAAAUGAUUCAGACUGAAAGAGAUUAUGUUAAAGCUUUAGAGUAUGUUAUUGAAAAUUACAUUCCAGAAUUAAUACGAGAUGAUAUACCUCAAGCAUUAAGAGGACAAAGAAACGUCAUUUUUGGAAAUAUCGAAAAAAUUUACGAAUUCCAUAAUCAAAAUUUCCUACAGGAGUUAGAAAGAUGUGAACAUUCUCCUUUUUCAGUCGGUCAAUGUUUUCUUCAACAUGAAAAAAAGUUUUAUUUGUACGCGUUAUAUAAUAAAAAUAAACCUAAGUCAGAUUCGCUCAUGUCCGAGUAUGGGUCUUCAUUUUUCAAAGCAAAACAAAUAGCUUUAGAAGACAAAAUGGACUUGGCGAGUUAUCUAUUAAAACCAGUACAACGUAUGGGUAAAUACGCGUUGCUAUUGCAACAAUUAAUGAAAGUUGCAAAAUCAGAUAUAACGGAGUUGCAAGAAGCUGAAGCAAUGGUUCGAUUUCAGCUUAGACAUGGCAAUGAUUUACUAGCUAUGGAUUCGCUUCGAGAAUGCGAUGUUAAUUUGAAAGAACAAGGCAGGUUACUCCGUCAAAAUGAAUUCCUAGUUUGGCAAGGUAAAGGCAAGAAAUGCCUAAGGCAUGUUUUCCUUUUCGAAGAAUUGAUACUAUUCAGUAAAGCUAGAAGGUUUCCAGAUAGAAAGAACCUCGACAUUUACAUUUAUAAAAAUAGUAUCAAAACGAGUGAUAUUGGGUUGACUGCCAAAGUGGGAGAUAGCAGCACGAAAUUCGAGAUUUGGUAUCGAAAACGUAAACCUUGCGAUACUUUUACUUUGCAGUCGAUGUCUGAAGAUAUUAAACAAUCAUGGACCGAAGAAUUAUCAAACCUUUUGUGGAAGCAAGCCCUCAGAAAUCGAGAGAUGAGAAUGGCUGAAAUGUCUUCAAUGGGUAUUGGUAAUAAACCAUGUUUAGACAUUCGACCAAGCGCUGAUCAAAUAAGCGAUCGUUCGAUCAGUAUUGCACAAUUAUGUAAAAAACAUUUGUCAUUAGCUCCUAGAUUCCGCAACUCUAUCGCCAUAUCAGCCACGGAUAGCAUUCGGAAACGACCGCAUUCGGUGAUCAGCGUAAGCAGUAACAGCAGCGGAGGUAGUAAUAGUAGUUCAAGCAGUAGUAAUGGUGACAAUAGACAAACCAGUCAAUGCUCAUCGGCUGAAAGCGGUAUCGUGCCAGAUUGGAAUUCCAAUACUCUGAGUACGAACAGUUCAGUUGUGUCGGAGAUUAACUCGCCUUCGCAUCAAAUGUCCGUUAAAUUGUGAACAAUGACGGAAAGUGAAUUGUCGAUUACUGUUCUUAACUACCUAGCUACUUGAAAGUUCACUUUUUGUCGUCUGACUUAAACUUACCAUUGUGUGUGUGUGUUUUUCUCACUUUGUAAAGUCUGAAUAUGCGAACGAUCGCAUUAAAUUUCUCGUUCGUGUUUUACCGUUAUUUUGUACUUCCUUUUUUUCUUUUUUCUUUUUUUUUUUACAUUUAACCAGAUACUAUAAUUUAAGAUCAUGUUCAUUUUUAGAAAAAAAAUCGUCAGUUUAUUAAUUUGCGUGUACAGUGUACUUUUUUUUAGACUUUUUUUUAUCUUGUUAAUUUAUAUUUUGUAUCGAUUAUUUAUUUUUGACGUAUUUUGGCCAUAUUAAAAAUCUUUUUUUUUUGUCCGCUAGAUGAAAAUAUUCAGUUUUAAUCUUAGAUGUGUUUUUUAAGCAACAAGAAAUGUACUUAAUUUUGUACAUGUCUUUGUUUUGUGGUUUUCAUGUUCAUUUUUACUGUUUCAAUAAUGUAACUUUUCCUUUUUCAUUUAAAAAUUAUGAUUUUUUUUCAUCAGCUCUGUUCAUUUUGAAGUACUUAUGUAGUUUGAUAUGUAUGUAUACUUUCUUAUUUCAGAAUACUUACUUAAUCAAAAUUUUAUAGCAAUGUUGUUGAUUAAAUUUGAAUAAUUAGUAUGUUAUUGCAUGAUGAUAUGUUCUUGUGAAUACAUCAAUUGAAAUAUAUGUACUAUUUG
Messenger RNA from Planococcus citri (citrus mealybug), 6135 nucleotides. RefSeq names its product puratrophin-1-like. Bases 791 to 5398 code for a protein of 1535 amino acids. The record is from RefSeq and is a predicted model, not a curated record. Gene Ontology annotation, molecular function: guanyl-nucleotide exchange factor activity. The transcript is spliced from 25 exons. NCBI's taxonomy places the organism in Eukaryota, Metazoa, Arthropoda, Insecta, Hemiptera, Pseudococcidae.